AUGACAGCCGAGGAAGAGGUCAAACCACUUAAAAUUGCAAUUAUUGGCGGUGGACUGGUGGGAGCAUUUGCUGCAGUUACCUUGUCCAGGCUACCAAAUGUUUCGGUUACUGCGUACGAAAAGAGCGACAAGGUUCGUGAGGUUGGAGCAGCCAUCACUCUUACCGAGGGAGGCCUUGUGACUCUUGAACAGGUUUUCGAUCUGGAUGAGCUAGAAAAAAUACUUUAUAGAACCCCCAAUAACGGGCAUAUCACUAGACGUCAUUGGAAAACUGGGGAAUACCUCAAUGAGCCUCACUCGAAGUCACCAAAGUAUCCCAAAUACAACCACGCCAAGGCACAGAGAGUUCUUUUGCUGGACUUCAUUUUGAAACAUGUUCCCGAAGGAACCAUUAAGUACGGCCAAGAGGUGAAAAGCGUUAAUGUGAGACAAGAUGGUGUUGCCAUCCAUUUUGCAAAUGGGAAUGUGACAAAAGCUGACCUGGUGAUUGCUGCUGAUGGCAUAUACUCAAAAAUUCGUCGCCAAUUCACCAAUGAUGCCAUCGUCUACAAGGGAGCAGUUGCAUAUAGGAAUGUUUUUGACGAUAAAAUCGUGGAACAUAUUCCUGGAUUGCCAGAUGAUGUUACAGUCUGGAUUGGCAAGGGAUCUGCUAUGUUUAUGACUAGACUAACGCCUGGAAAGUUCAACGUUGCAGCCCACUUGAGAGACCCACCAGAAGUUGCUGCCAACCUGCGGUGGAACAAGACCACAGGUGAUUGGGGUAAGAAGCGCUUGAUUGAGCACUUCAAAGACUGGGAUCCACUUAUCGGUCAGAUUCUUGAAGUUAUGCCGGAGUCGAUUGCUUUCCCGCUGGAACGGGCACCUUGGCUGGAGAACCUGGUUGUUGGAGACCGGAUUGCGUUUGUCGGCGAUGCUGCUCAUCCAACCUCCGGUGUUUACGGGGCUGGUGCAAAUAUGGGAUUUGAUGAUGUCUGGGCCUUGUACAGGUCCUUGUUGGAGACCAAGUAUAAUUUGAAAAAAGCUUUGUUUCUUUUCAAUGAGACCAGAGCCCCAUUUUUGAAGCGCGUUGAAAAACAAAUUGAAAUAGAUCAACAAAUUGGUGCCAAAUACAUCGGCACUGCCGAAACUGAUGAGGAGUGGAAAAGAAGAGUGGAGCAUAGGGGUCUGUCAGCAAAGUGGAUCACCGACCAUAGUGUGGACAAUGAGUUCGAGCAGGUUAGAGAUCAAAACUUCCUACAGCUAUUUGUAGAUGAAUAA
Molecule: messenger RNA, 1257 nt
Organism: Ogataea parapolymorpha DL-1
Lineage: Eukaryota; Fungi; Ascomycota; Pichiomycetes; Pichiales; Pichiaceae
Product: Salicylate hydroxylase (Salicylate 1-monooxygenase)
Exons: 1
Coding region: 1-1257 (418 amino acids)
Biological process (GO): secondary metabolite biosynthetic process
Molecular function (GO): FAD binding
Source: RefSeq, a predicted model, not a curated record